Molecule: messenger RNA, 2384 nt
Organism: Odocoileus virginianus texanus
Lineage: Eukaryota; Metazoa; Chordata; Mammalia; Artiodactyla; Cervidae
Source: RefSeq, a predicted model, not a curated record
CCCCGUGUUGCUGUUGGCACAAAAGGCGCGUUGGAACACCGCCUUCCAAUGUGCUGUCCAGGACCAUGUCCUGUGUGCUGUUCUUGGAGUUCCUGAUUGCUCAGCUUGGGAACGGGGCUGUAAACAAAGUGGGAAUUUCCCAUAGGAAUUCUUUGCAGUUUUAAUAAACUCAGUUCAUCUGCCGUGGGCUUCACUGUACCUUUCUGCUGGCACCUGGAUAACUACACUGGCCAGCAGGCUGUACCAGUUUCCUGUUUAGGGGACUGGAAGGGACCGGACGCUGCUCACCGCUUUCACAGGAGACAGCGGUCCAGCUCCCAGAAGGGACAUGGCUCAGAAACCACCUCAGUGAACCUUCAGAGGAGAGAAGAGAAGGAAGGAAGAAAAACAGCGAGGGCGGGAGUGAGGGAACCAGCCAGGAGCAGGAAGCCAGCCUGAACAGGCAGUAGCUGGAGUGUCCCUAGGGCAAGAUGCUCAGAAGGUCCAUUCCUAGGGGUAGUUGGAGUUGGUGGACCCCCUGGCUCCUUACCUCUCCUCGAAUUUUCUGUCUCAGCCUCAUAGUCUUGUUGGGCCAGGGAGGGCUGCUGCAGGGACACCCCCAGUGCCUGGACUACCGGCCCCCCUUCCAGCCCCUCCAGCAUCUUGAGUUCUGCUCUGAUUACGAGUCCUUCGGCUGCUGUGACCAGCAUAAGGACCACCGCAUCGCUGCCCGGUACUGGGACAUCAUGGAAUACUUCGACCUAAAGGGCCACGAGCUGUGCGGCGGUUACAUUAAAGACAUCCUUUGCCAGGAGUGCUCGCCCUACGCAGCCCACCUCUAUGAUGCUGAGAACCCACGCACGCCCCUCCGGAACCUUCCUGGCCUCUGCUCUGACUACUGUUCUGCAUUCCACUCGAACUGCCACUCCGCCAUCGCCCUGCUGACCAACGACCGCCGCCUCCAGGAAUCCCCCGGAAAGGAUGGCACACGCUUCUGCCACCUCCUCAACCUUCCCGACAAGGACUACUGCUUCCCCAACAUCCUGAGGAGAGACCAUCUCAACCGCAACCUGGGGGUGGUGGCCGAGGACCCUCGGGGCUGCCUGCAGCUCUGCUUGGCCGAGGUGGCCAACGGGCUGAGGAACCCGGUCUCCAUGGUCCACGCUGGGGACGGCACCCACCGCUUCUUCGUGGCCGAGCAGGUGGGGAUGGUGUGGGUCUAUCUGCCUGAUGGGAGUCGCCUGGAACAACCCUUCUUGGACCUCAAGAGCCUCGUGCUGACCACCCCCUGGAUUGGGGACGAGAGAGGCUUUUUGGGGUUGGCUUUUCAUCCCCGAUUCCGCCGCAACCGGAAGUUCUACAUUUAUUAUUCAUGUCUGGGCAAGAAGAGGGUAGAAAAGAUCCGGAUUAGUGAGAUGAAGGUUUCUCGGGCUGAUCCCAACAAAGCCGAUCCCAAAUCAGAGAGGGUCAUUUUGGAGAUAGAAGAACCAGCCUCAAAUCAUAAUGGUGGACAACUUCUUUUUGGCCUAGAUGGCUAUAUGUACAUAUUCACUGGGGAUGGAGGACAGGCUGGGGAUCCCUUCGGCAAAUUUGGAAAUGCUCAGAACAAGUAAGCUGGAUGCAGGCUUGCCCUGGUAUAAUGUUUUUGCUGAGAUGGAAUCUGCAGAGGGUCAAACCCAACUCAUUUACUGCAAGAUGUAGUUUCCCCUGUUGACACAAUGGGUAGAACAUUUGGUUUUCUUUUCUUGUGUUUUUUUUUUCUUAAUAUUUACUUGGAACAUUUAUUUAUUUGGCAACCUUGGGUCUUAUGUGGGAUUGUUCACUGCAACUCUCAGUCUCUCUAGUUGUGGCAUGUGGGCUUAGUUGUCCUGUGAAAUGUGGGAUCUUAGUUCCCUGACCAGGGAUCGAACCUAUGCCCCCUGCAUUGGAAGGUGGAUUCUUAACCAUUGGACCACCAGAGAAAUUCUGUCCUAUACUUUUCAGGCAUAAUAUAUUUUUAUAAUUAAUAUUAUGGAUGUUCAACAUGACUCUCAGAGGGCCAUAUAAAGAUGAAUUCAAGAUUUUUAAUAUAUAUGAGCAGGACAUUAUUUACUAUGCCAUGAUCUGACCAUCUAGUUCAAUUCAGCUCAACAAUAUUAUUGAUUACUGUGUUCCAGGCACUGUGUCUCAUGUGAAGAUACAUGAGUAGUUAGUUAAUGAGACUAACAGAAGCAACAACAAUGUAUUUUGUUGCUUACUGGGUGUCCAAUGCUGGUCUAAAUACCUUAUGUUUAUUUGAGCACAUAAUUCUGACAGCCACAAGGGCCAAAAUUUUAAUCUCUUUUUUUGGUUGAUGUAUUCCCAGCCCCUAGAAUAGUGCCUGGCAGUGGUGUCAUGCCAUAUAUACAUUUGGAAUGAAUGGAUCC